This is a messenger RNA of Melanotaenia boesemani (Boeseman's rainbowfish), 2030 nucleotides long. It is a transcript of the gene ccdc181, whose product is annotated as coiled-coil domain containing 181. NCBI's taxonomy places the organism in Eukaryota, Metazoa, Chordata, Actinopteri, Atheriniformes, Melanotaeniidae. The coding region runs from base 202 to 1782 and encodes 526 amino acids. The transcript is spliced from 6 exons. The record is from RefSeq and is a predicted model, not a curated record. Gene Ontology annotation, molecular function: microtubule binding.
UUUAGGGCUGUAGACAGACUCGAAGCAGAUUAUGUGCACAGGUGUUUGUCCACAGGCUGCCACGCACUAUGUGGGACAGUUAGAUGGAAAAAUAACCGCAAAACAGCCCAACAGGUUUUUAUUUGAGUGCUUCUUCUAAACAGGAAGCUGCAGGAUACCUUUGCUGGUGAGUGUAAUACCUAACAACCAUAUUUGGUAAGUAUGACUGAGGUUGUUUGCACAAAAUCUCAGGAGGAAUAUGAAGAUGACUUUGAGAGGGAUCUGGACUGGUUGAUCAGUGAGGAGAGCAGGAGUGAGGACCAGGGUCCUGACUAUGAGGACAUAGAGGCACAAAUAGACAAAGAACUUGAAGAGGAUGAAAGACAACAAAGAGGGAAAAGAAAGGAGAAGAAAGGCAAAGCAGAGCAGCUGGAAGAGGAUGAAGAGAGGUGGCCUUCUCCUAUGGAGCCAUUAGAGUAUGAUUCAGAUCGAGACAGCCCAAGUAAAUCACUACCUGUAGUCCCACCUCCUUUAGAGAUUGAUGAGCAGACAGACGAGGAGAAAAAGUACAUUUUGGAGAAGAUCCAGCAGGCUAACAGGGAGCUACAGGAACAGGAAACUCCAGAUAUAACAAGAAGGAGGCGUCUUCAUUUUAAAGAGAUGCUGGUGGACUUGGUGGUGCCUCCACUCCAGUUUGACAAAAAUGGCAACAAUGGUGACGUAGAGGGGGAGAAAGUCCAAAUGGAUAUAAAAGCCAAGGAUGCAGAUGCAGAUACAGAAUUUUCAAGGAAGAUGUCUACAUUAAAACUUUCCCCUCGUGAUGAGAACAGGGUGUAUGGAGGAUCUAGCAAUGAGGAAGGACAGGGAAUGAAGGAGGGCAGAGUGCUUGUGGAAAAGGAUGGAAAAUUCGACCUUGUUAGCAUGAAAGAGGUGGAGAGUCAAAGCCUUCUACCUCCUAUAGUAAAUAAUUUCAAUGACUGUUCCCACUCCUCACCUCGUAUCCAACAGCAGACUUCAAACUCUGGAAAGAUCCACAAUUCCCUCUCUCCUUCUCGAAUCCGUGUUGGCUCUUCCUCUUUUCUCAUGGGAGCUGAUAACCUUCGGGUCCCCAGACCUCCAGCACAGCCCAGGAACAGGCCCAGUUCAGCCAACCACAGUCAGAGAAGCAUUCAAAGGAGUAACAGCAAGAGGCGGGUACAGUCUGCUACGGGAACACCCUGCCUGGCCACAUAUACCCUCUCCACCCAACAGAAAGAGCUGCUGCAGAGGAUCCAGGAGAGGAAGGAGAGGCUAGCCAGAGAGGUCAGCAAGAUGACAGUAAAUGAAACAGAACAGAGGAAGCGUGAGGAAGAGGAGCUCAAGAGGCAGGAAAAUGAACAGGCAUUUAAAGCCUGGUGGAUGAGGAAAAGAGAGCAACUUCAAGAGGAAAGAAGGAUUCAACGAGCCCAGGAGAUAGAAAGGAUGAAUUCUCAAAGAGACUCAACUGAUCCCGAUGAGGCCUUCAAGUUGUGGCUUCAGAGAAAGCAGGAGCAGCAGCAGAAGGAGAGGCAGCUCGUGGAGAUUAGGAGGCUCGAAGAGGACAGUGGUUACUUGUUACACAGUCGGGAGGAGUGUGAACGUGCCUUCAAACUCUGGCUGAAGCGGAAACGGGCGGAGAAGCGAGCAGAGCAGCAGGCGGCCCGAGAGCACUCCCGCAGGUUGGUGCUGGAGGAGCGACGGGUACGACGCAUGAGGGACCUGCUGUGCACUGUCAAUGAAACCAAACCCUUCAGGUUCACCGAACAGCUGGCUUACCGCUUCUAAACCAAAUAAUACAAUAAACAUGUCCUCUGGUUUCGCAUCUCAAUACAUAGAUUUGACUUAAUUUUAUUUCAGCAGUCUGUUCAUACAAUUCAUCCAUGAGAUGAGGUGUGAAAUAUGAGGGACGUUUACUCUAAGGUUUGUUUGUUUUGUUUCUAUUUCAUUGCUGAGUUAAAGCCAGUUAUACCACAGUGACCUCUUCUCCGUGUAAAUAUAUCCAGGUAAAAAUAAAACUCCAGUCUAAACAUUAA